GUGCAAGUUGAGAUGACUAGAGAGAGACCAUGGACAUCACUCGUGUUGCUAAUCCUAAAAAAGGAAUGAAAAUGGUGGGGCUGAGAAGGUUGGCCUGGCGAUACUGAUGGUUGCCGUGGUGGCGGUUGGUGUCAUGUAUCAUGUGGGAAUGGGACACUCACUCCUGGCAAUACUGUCUCCAACACUCAUGACCAUCGCUUUUCUCAUGCCAUUAAUUGGCUACAUCUUUGGAUACGUCGUCUCCUGGGUCUGCAAACUCAGUCGACCGGAACAGAGGACCGUUGCCAUGGAAACAGGCUGCCAGAACAUCCAACUUUGCACCACCAUCCUGAAAGUGGCCUUUCCACCGGAAAUAAUCAGCCCCCUCUUUCUGUUCCCGUUGGUCUACGAAGCCUUCCAGCUGACAGAGGCUGCAGUCCUCAUCCUGGUGUUCAGGUGUUACCAGCUUUUGAAGCCCAAAAAGAAAGAGACGUACCAGCCUGCAGCCACUGCUGUCCCAGAGGUGGUAAAAGAGCCGUCUGACCGAGCUGUAUGAUGAACGGACCUCACAAAACCUUCCUUUGUUCACUCACAGGCUUGUGUACAACUGAACACACACAUGGAAGAUAUAUCCAAGCAGCCUACCUGUACUGUUAUUUAACUUUAAAAAAAAGACAACUGUACACAAAAUGUGUUUUGUUAAAACGCUUUUAUUUGUUAUGCCCAUAGUUUUUAUAUACCAUACAAAUGUCCAUCAGAUCUAUCACUGAAAACAAAAUUAUACAUUAAGAGUAAAAAAUGUUUUAUUUUCCAAACUCGUGUCUAGGUGUUCUUACUCAUUUAGACCACAGUAACGUUAGUCACAGUACCAACAGUCUUCUUGGACUCACAUUUAUACACUGUAAUAAAAAAGAGGUUACAUUACUGUACACCAUACCCCCAAAACUGAAAAGCAU
Molecule: messenger RNA, 935 nt
Organism: Myripristis murdjan (pinecone soldierfish)
Lineage: Eukaryota; Metazoa; Chordata; Actinopteri; Holocentriformes; Holocentridae
Product: sodium/bile acid cotransporter-like
Exons: 4
Coding region: 107-535 (142 amino acids)
Biological process (GO): bile acid and bile salt transport
Molecular function (GO): bile acid:sodium symporter activity
Source: RefSeq, a predicted model, not a curated record